ACCUACAAUCUCGCCAGUAAUAAUUGAUCUCCCACUCAACUUGGCAACUGAACGAAAUUAGUCGGCAAAACUUGAUAUUUUGAACGUAGGCAGAAGAUAUUCCGUACGCUAACGUACGUUGUGUUAAUAGAACUCAGGUGAAAGUGAGGAUCCAAAGGAAUUAAUAAAUGACCGAAGAUUGACCGUGACACGCGCAUCAUUCUUAAAUUACGAUAGAAACCUUCACAUGUUUCUCCGAGCGGCAAGGCGACUAUACACUAUGCGAUACUGAGAUCGAACAGGACGAGCAGAGAAACACAAAGAAUCGUGCGAAACACACAGCGAAUGGGCGACAGCAUGAACUUUCAAAGCGUGAAUAUCUUGAACGAUCGGCUGAAUAAAAUUUCUGGCAACUUGUUACCGAUGACAUCCAACAGCUCGUUCUCGAUAUUCUGGCAAGUAUACGGCAUACUUGUGUGGCUCGAACUGAUCGUCCGCGCGGGCGCCUUUAUUCCCGGGAUCAUGUUUGUGUCAAGGGAGAGAGUAAUGGCGAACGCCACGACUUCUAUUGUGUAUACCACGGAGGUGAUUUUCCUGAACGUGCAGAUUCAGCGGCACAGCAAGCUGUUGCGACAAUUCAUCCUCGAGCUGAACGACAUCCUCAGCACCAAGGACGAGAUCAUGAAAGACCUCGUGACAACGAUCACGAAGCCGAUCAAGACUGUAUUCACUCUGUACUGUAUAAUCAGCGUGUUGUCCUUGUCGGUGUGCUAUAUCAUGACGCCGUUGAUGUUGGUGUUCAAGAAGAGUUCGUUUUACUACGAGGACUAUAUAAUACCGGUAGCUUUCUCCGCGGAACCCUUCUCGGCCAAGGUUUACAUGUUGGGCAGUCUCGUCCUAUCGAUCGGCAGCAUUUACAUGUUCCUGAAAAAAGCUGGUGUGGACAUCUACAUGAUACAUCUAGUGAUGCUGAUGACAGUGCAGUACCGAUACAUCACGACGAAGCUCGCGAUGAUAUUUCGCGAGAGCGAUAUGCGGCAUGAACGGGAUGAUUUCGCGGAGGGAUGUUAUCCUAGGACGAAUUCGUGGACAGAGAAGGAGCUAAAAGCAUUAUGUCGGCACCACAACGCCAUAGUCCACUUGUCAUUUUUGUUAAAGAAGUUGUUGUCCUUGAACUUUAAUCUGAUUUACGUGAUUAGCGUGUUCCGAUUCUGUUUUGGCGCUAUUAUAUUUAAAGCAAUGCUGUCAGCGAGUUUCCUUGGAGGAUUUUUGAUCUUCUUGUUCGUACUGGCCGCAGUGCUGCAAUUUUAUAUUCUGUGCUAUUCCAUUCAAAAAUUAUUAGACGCAAGUACAGAAUUGACAGAUAUGGCAUUUCAAGAAAAUUGGUAUAAAUUUGGACUGUCCAUAAAACGCAUCUUCAUGUUAAUGAUUCUGAGUAAUAAUUUGGAGUGCAAACUUACAACGUGCGAGAAGUUAAAUCUUUCGUUGCCAUAAUUUAUGUCGGUCUUGAAUCAAGCAUAUUCGGUGGCGCUUCUGCUUUCAAGGUUCUAGUAAGACACGACGUGAAAUAUAUGUCGCUUUAAAUAAGGUAACGGAACUGUUCCUUCCUUUCUUUCUUUUCGCAAAGUAAAAAU
Odontomachus brunneus is the source of this 1613-nucleotide messenger RNA. RefSeq names its product odorant receptor 49a-like. Lineage: Eukaryota; Metazoa; Arthropoda; Insecta; Hymenoptera; Formicidae. The record is from RefSeq and is a predicted model, not a curated record. Gene Ontology annotation, biological process: sensory perception of smell; detection of chemical stimulus involved in sensory perception of smell. The transcript has 5 exons. Gene Ontology annotation, cellular component: plasma membrane. The coding region runs from base 325 to 1473 and encodes 382 amino acids. Gene Ontology annotation, molecular function: odorant binding; olfactory receptor activity.